AUGCUCAACAUACCAAGGCGCGUUCGCAAGCGGCUGCUUCAGACUGCGAUCCUGGGCCUCGUCAUAUUGAGCGUAUCUUACAUCGUACUGCCACCCGACUCUUCGAUCCGCCUGGCGCUGCGCUUCAAUGCGGUGCGGGCAUCGGCCGCCGUGCGUGGGGCGACGGAGGACCGGGACGCCUGGCUGCGGCAGCCGGCGCCGUACAAGCUGGACCUGCGCGAGGACGUCGGGUACCUGAUUAAGACGGGCUACGGGACGAGGCACCGCGUGCCGCUGCAGCUGGCCGCGCUGCAGGGGAGCUAUGGCGGCGGCCUCUUGGGCGAGGAGGGCAAGGACUACGUGGUGGUGGGCGACUGGACGACGGUGGACGGCAAGGAUGCCAAGGCCAUUGGCGUACCGGUGCACGACGUGCUUAAGAUGGUGCGGGAGUACGGCGAUGGGGACUGGAGGGCUCAUCACCGGCUCAAAAAGUACCAGACGCUGCAGAGCGCGAUACAGGCGGGCGACGAGGAGACGGCGCUGGGGAUCGGACGCAGCGUCGGCUGGGAGCUCGACGCGCUCAAGUUUGCGCCGGGGAUGGAGCUCAUGUACAAGACGAUGCCUAACAAGAAGUGGUAUCUCAUCUUGGACGACGAUACGUUUGUUGUGAAAUCGACGCUGAAUCUGUUAUUGACGCACCUGAAUCCGGAGAACCCGCACUAUAUUGGCAAUGCGGUGGGUGACUUCCGCGGACGGUUUGCGCACGGCGGAUCGGCCAUCAUCAUCUCGGGCGAGGCGAUGCGCCAGCUCUUCCGUCGCAAAGACGUGGUGCGGCAGGCGUACGUGGAGUCGCUCGACGAGAAAUGGGGGGACAGGCUGGUGGCGACGACGUUUCUCAAGCUGGGCAUCUACCUGGAGGAGCGGUACGCGCACCACUUCAACGGCGAGGCGCCCGAGGAGACGCGCAUCACGCGGGAAAAGUACUGCGCGCCGAUCCUGUCGUUCCACUCGCUGCGGACGGCGGCGGCGACGACGCGGGUGAGCAAGGUGGUCGGUACGGCGACCAAACCCGUGCGCUGGGGCGAGUUGAUGGAGCUCUUCCGGCCAGCGGCGGCGGCCCGGGGCCAGGACCACGUCGGACCGGCGGACAAGCAGGUCAGGACGUGGGGGCUGGUCAAGAAGGCGAGCGACUGCCAGCGCAAGUGCGAGGUCGAGAACAGCAAGUGGUGCCUGGCAUGGACGUACGAUGCGCGCAAGGAGGCGUGCCAGGCGAGUCCAUGGAUGGUGCCUGGGGCGGAUGGCGCCGAGGGCAAGGUGUCGGGGUACAAUAAAGAGGCCGUGAAACGGAUGCAGGCGGGGUGCGCUUGA
Messenger RNA from Cordyceps militaris CM01, 1347 nucleotides. RefSeq lists its product as uncharacterized. NCBI's taxonomy places the organism in Eukaryota, Fungi, Ascomycota, Sordariomycetes, Hypocreales, Cordycipitaceae. Bases 1 to 1347 code for a protein of 448 amino acids. The transcript has 2 exons. The record is from RefSeq and is a predicted model, not a curated record. Gene Ontology annotation, cellular component: membrane. Gene Ontology annotation, molecular function: glycosyltransferase activity.